ACCGUCUGGCUGUACAGGAGACAGUAGAAGGGUCAGAGCCGGCAGCAGCAGCAGCAGCGCAGUAUGUGACAGGUGAUGUCCUUCCGGCUGCCCCCAACUGCACUAAGCCUCAAGCAGUUCCUGCUCCGGCAGCAGGUGCUGGGCCUGUACAGGAGGAUCCUACGGGCCGUGCGGCAAAUUCCUGAUCCUGCCGACCGGAAGUACAUGGAGGACUGGGCCAGGGGCGAGUUCAAGAGGAACAAAACAGCCACAGAUGAGGCCACGGUGCGAAUGAUGAUCACUCAAGGACAGCGCCAGGUGCAAGGCUUGGAGACGUCGCUUCAGCUGGCCAAGUCCUAGCGCCGUCCACUGAUCCCCAGUUUACACCGGUGUGGGAGAACUGGUGACCUCGCAGGCUGUGCGUCAUUCUGCAUCGCUGCCACAUACCCUGUGACAUCAGAGACUGUGUGUCAUGCCGCCGGAGGGGGCGGUCAGUGACUCAGCCAGCUUCUGGCACACUGAUGGGAAGCGUGUGACGGGAACCGGCGCUGUAACAUCAGACCCCUGUGGAUGCAGCGAUCCCGCUGCUGUGACCGAGCGAGCGCUGGACAAUUAAAACGUUUUCAACAGAAUAA
Pseudophryne corroboree (corroboree frog) is the source of this 614-nucleotide messenger RNA. RefSeq names its product LYR motif containing 2 (gene LYRM2). Gene Ontology annotation, cellular component: mitochondrion. The coding region runs from base 76 to 339 and encodes 87 amino acids. The record is from RefSeq and is a predicted model, not a curated record. Lineage: Eukaryota; Metazoa; Chordata; Amphibia; Anura; Myobatrachidae. The transcript is spliced from 3 exons.